This is a messenger RNA of Puma concolor (puma), 2100 nucleotides long. NCBI's taxonomy places the organism in Eukaryota, Metazoa, Chordata, Mammalia, Carnivora, Felidae. The record is from RefSeq and is a predicted model, not a curated record.
AUGUCCAGAUCACAGGGCUGCUUCGGUUACCCCCUGAGCAUCUUCUUCAUCGUGGUCAAUGAGUUCUGUGAAAGAUUUUCCUACUAUGGAAUGAGAGCGCUCCUGAUUCUGUACUUCAGACGGUUCAUCGGAUGGGACGAUAAUCUGUCCACGGCCAUCUACCACACGUUUGUGGCUCUGUGCUACCUGACGCCCAUCCUUGGCGCGCUGAUCGCGGACUCCUGGCUGGGAAAGUUCAAGACGAUCGUGUCGCUGUCCAUCGUGUACACAAUCGGACAGGCGGUGAUUUCAGUCAGUUCCAUUAAUGACCUCACAGACUUCGACCAUGACGGAAUCCCUGACAACCUCCCCACACAUGUGGCACUGUCCAUGAUUGGCCUGGCCCUGAUAGCUCUGGGAACUGGAGGAAUAAAGCCCUGUGUGUCUGCGUUUGGUGGAGACCAGUUCGAAGAGGGCCAGGAAAAACAAAGAAACCGAUUCUUUUCCAUCUUUUAUUUGGCCAUUAAUGCUGGAAGCUUGCUUUCUACUAUCAUCACUCCCAUGCUCAGAGUUCAACAAUGUGGAAUUCACAGUAAACAAGCUUGCUACCCACUGGCAUUUGGGGUCCCUGCUGCUCUCAUGGCUGUAGCUCUGAUUGUGUUCGUCAUUGGCAGUGGAAUGUACAAGAAGUUUCAGCCCCAGGGUAAUGUCAUGGCUAAAGUUGUCAAGUGCAUUGGUUUUGCCCUCAAAAAUAGGUUUAAGCAUCGGAGUAAGGAGUUUCCCAAGAGGGAGCACUGGCUGGACUGGGCUAAAGAGAAAUAUGAUGAGCGGCUCAUCUCUCAAAUUAAGAUGGUUACGAGGGUGAUGUUCCUGUAUAUCCCGCUCCCAAUGUUCUGGGGCUCCAGGUGGACGCUGCAAGCCACAGCUAUGAGUGGGAAAAUUGGACUUCUUGAAAUUCAGCCGGACCAGAUGCAGACCGUGAACGCCAUCUUGAUCGUCAUCAUGGUCCCCAUUGUGGAUGCCGUGAUAUAUCCUCUGAUUGCAAAAUGUGGCUUCAAUUUCACCUCUUUGAAGAAGAUGACAGUUGGAAUGUUCCUGGCUUCCAUGGCUUUCGUGGUGGCGGCAAUUGUGCAAGUAGAAAUUGAUAAAACUCUUCCAGUCUUCCCCAAACAAAACGAAGUCCAGAUUAAAGUACUGAAUAUAGGAAAUGAUAACAUGACUGUAUAUUUUCCUGGAAGCGCGGUAACGCUUGACCAAAUGUCCCAGACAAAUGAAUUUAUGACGUUUGAUGUAGACAAACUGACAAGUAUAAACAUCUCUUCUACUGGAUUACCCAUCACUCCAGUAACUCAUAAGUUUGAGCAGGGCCAUCGCCAUACCCUGCUAGUGUGGGCCCCCAAUAACUACCGCGUGGUAAAAGAUGGCCUUAACCAGAAGCCAGAAAAAGGAGAAAAUGGCAUCAGAUUUAUAAAUAGUUUCGAUGACAGCUUCAACAUCACAAUGGAUGGAAAAGUGUAUGUGAACGUCACCAGUCACAAUGCCAGCGAAUAUCAGUUUUUUCCUUUGGGCGUAAAAAGCUUUACGCUAAGCCCAACACAACAGACUCCACCACAGUGUAAGAAUGAUUUUCAAUCAUCCAACCUGGAAUUCGGUAGUGCCUAUACCUAUGUAAUCAGAAGGAAGAGUGACGGCUGUGCUGAAUUGCACAUGUUUGAAGAUAUUGCACCCAACACAGUUAACAUGGCUCUGCAGAUCCCACAGUAUUUCCUGAUCACCUGCGGUGAAGUGGUUUUCUCUGUCACGGGAUUGGAGUUCUCAUAUUCUCAGGCCCCCUCCAACAUGAAGUCGGUGCUUCAGGCGGGAUGGCUGUUGACAGUGGCUGUCGGCAACAUCAUUGUGCUUAUUGUAGCAGGAGCAGGCCAGUUCAGCGAACAGUGGGCUGAGUACAUUCUGUUUGCGGCCUUGCUUCUGGUUGUCUGCGUGAUAUUUGCCAUCAUGGCCCGUUUCUAUACUUACAUCAAUCCAGCGGAGAUCGAGGCUCAGUUUGAUGAUGAUGACAAGAAAAAGAGCCUGGAAAAUACCUAUUCCACGGUGACUCCCGUCUCACAGACGCAGAUGUAA